Molecule: messenger RNA, 940 nt
Organism: Aspergillus eucalypticola CBS 122712
Lineage: Eukaryota; Fungi; Ascomycota; Eurotiomycetes; Eurotiales; Aspergillaceae
Exons: 1
Coding region: 222-692 (156 amino acids)
Source: RefSeq, a predicted model, not a curated record
CAUCACACAUGUUCCCCAGAAAAAGCAGAGAUGAAAUGAAAAACGGGCGCCGAUCGUAUCACCACAGGCAUACAAGCAAUGCGAGGUCUCCAGGGCAAAGGAAGCCGGGAACUUACUUGGCAUAGCCUCUGGUGUCAUGGUUUGGCGAUUGCCCGCACUCAGGUCCACAGACAUCGGACCACCAUUUAUGGAAGUCAUGAUGGUGGUGAUGACGAUGAAGAAUGAGGGUGAUUGGGAGAAAUGCGACCGGCGCGAUCAGAAGAUGGCCGACGGAGGACACCGACGAAGCGGAGGACGGAGGCGGGAAGAAUGAGGGGAAGCGAAGAAAGAGAGAGAGAGAAAGAGAGAGACAGGAUCUGAUGGGACUAGACGGUGGAGGAGGAGGAGGAGGAGGAGGAACCGACAGCAGAUUAAAUGAAAGCGAGAUUCAUUCAAUCAAUCAAUCAAUCUGGACCGUUGUCAGCCUUAAAAUGGACUUUGAUUUGGUAGUCAAGUGGAUUCCUUCUUUUUUUUCCUGUCCAAGCGUCUUUCACCGUUGGGGAACAAGAUAUACGCACCGGCAGGGUCGGACGUUUUCCCCGAAAGUGCGCGGCCGAUGGGGACCUGAGUUUGGGGGGUGGAGGAGGGGAGCCACCACACGAGCUCUGGACCAGGGGAAAAGGAGAGAUCUGAAUGGAGCAGAUGGGAAAUAGGCUGGCGGGGGCGGAAAAACGGCCAGGCAAUAAUAUCGAUUAAUUGAUUAAUUGGAAGGUUUGCCCGGUUGCCCGUUUACCAUCCGUGGGUUGAAGGUGGAUAAAUGUAUAAGUUAAGUUUGGUAUGUUGAUUUGUGGAUUCUUGGUAGUGGUAGUAGUAGUACCUCUCUGUUGGAGUACUAGGUAAGUAAGGUAAGGUAGGAGAGAGAGAGAAAGUGGGUGCGGCGGGUGUGGUGGGCGGGAGUUGA